AAAAUAUGAAAUAACCUGAGUAUAAGUGUACAGAAAAGUUAUGGAAGCCUAUAGUUAGACCUCCAAAACAUAAUUAUCGUUUAAAAGAUAUGGGAAAUGAAAUAUUUAUGGUUUAAGACACAGUUGUAAAGAGAACAGACUUUGAAAUUACCAAUAGUCGUGGAUUAACACUUCAGUGUAGGUAAUUUCGAUAAGAAUACGUAGUUUAUUUGAGCCUGUUAGAAUUUAAGAUAAGCCUCAUGCCUGUAUGAUUUAUUUACAUGGGAACUCAAGUAGUAGAGUAGAAUCACUUACAAUACUUGAAUAUUUGUUACCUUAAAAUAUUGCAGUUUGUGGAAUUGAUUUAUCAGGUAAUAAUACAAUAAUUUAAUUAGGUUCUGGUUAAUCAUAAGGAGAAUAUAUUUCAUUAGGUUACUAUGAAUCGAGAGAUGUUACUGAUCUCUAUAAUUAUUUGCGUUUAAAUAAAGUAAGGUUAAUUCAUUAUUAAAAGGUUAUUAGCCUUUUAUCACUUAAAUCGGUUUGUGGGGUAGAUCUAUGGGUUCAGUUACAGCCAUAAUAGCAGCUAGUUUGAAUUCUAACUUUAAAAUUCUUGUGUGUGAUAGUCCAUUUUCUAAUCUAACUCAUUUAUGUUAGGAGUUAGCCUCUAAUUAAUAUAGUAUUCCAGGAUGCUGUUUCAAUUGUUUUUGGUGUUUCGUUAAAUCUAAAAUAAGAAAGGAAGCUAAAUUUAAUAUUGACGAUCUUAACAUCGUUUAAAUUAUACAAAGUAUUUAAAUAAAAUAUUUUUAAUAGCUUUAUCAACUGAUGUUGCUAUUGUAUUCCUUUCAGCUAAAGACGAUACACUUAUACGAGAGAAGCAUCCUAAAAUUUUAUCGGAAAAGUUUCGAGGAAUUAAAGAAUUCAUUAAAUUUGAAGGAACUCACAAUUCUAAAAGACCAAAUGAAGUAAUGAAAGGAACUGUUCAAUUCAUAAUUGCUUAAAUGGAAAAAUAAGAAUAAAAUAGUAGUCUCAGGGAUACUAAAGUAUCAUCGAAUUUUAAAGAUUAAAUACCAAUCCCUGAUGUUGGAGCUCCUCUACUUCGUUCAGAAAAACCAUAUAUAUCCAAAACAGAAAAAUGA
Paramecium sonneborni is the source of this 1115-nucleotide messenger RNA. The record is from the annotation of a GenBank genome assembly. Lineage: Eukaryota; Ciliophora; Oligohymenophorea; Peniculida; Parameciidae.